AUGGCAAAAGGGCUAAGCGAGGUGUGUAUGGUGAGCAGUUCUUCUCUACCAGAAGUUCCUGAGCCAAUCCUUGGUCUAAAUACUAAUACCUUUAACGAUUCCUCUCAGCUCUUUAAAAAUGAAAAUGCAAGCAUUGAGGAAUUCGUUAUCAAAACUGAUCCCAUUAUUGCGGAAAACUCGGAGUUAUGUAUUCGACAAAGUCCUUCCAUUACAGAUAAGAAAAAUUACGUGUGUCCCUAUAUUGGGUGUACAAUGGAAAUGAGGAGUAAAAAGGAAUACAUGGCUCACAGAAAAACACACCCCAAACCUUUUAUUUAUGAAUGCAAAGCGUUCGAUUGUGGGCGAACAUUCAAUCAUUCGUCAUCAUUAUUCAAUCACAAGGGAAAACAUGGACCUAAAAUUCGGUGCGAAAAGUGUGACAAAUACUUUCCUAAUAAAGCUAAAAUGAGACUUCACAGGAAUCGUUGCAACACCGAAUGUCAACAGCAAAUUUAUGAGUGUCUCUAUCCCGCAUGCAAUGUAAAAACGAAGUAUUACAACGAAUAUAUAAUUCAUAAGGCAACGCAUCCCAAACCUUUUAUUUACGAAUGCAGAGUGCACGGAUGUGGGAGAAUAUUCAAUCAUGCGUCAUCAUUUAGCUGUCACAAGGAAAAACAUAAACCUGAAAUUCGGUGCAAAAAGUGUGGCGAAUGUUUUUCCAAUGGAGCUAAAUUGAAACGUCACAAGAAGAGUUGUAGCACCGAAUAUCAUGAGAAAAAUUACGUGUGUCCUUAUGUUGGGUGUACUAUGGAAACGAAGAAUCACAAUGAAUACAUAGCUCACAGGAAAACGCACCCCAAACCUUUUAUUUAUGAAUGCAAAGUGCCCGGUUGUGGGUUAACAUUCAAUCAACAGUCAUUGUUCAGCAGACACCAGGAAAAACACAGGCCUAAACCUAAAUGCGGAAAUUGUGGCAAUGUUUUUAGCUGUAAGAAUUAUCUGGAAACUCACAAGAAGUGUUGUAUCGCAACUUCUCUUUAA
This is a messenger RNA of Brugia malayi, 1020 nucleotides long. RefSeq lists its product as uncharacterized. Bases 1 to 1020 code for a protein of 339 amino acids. The transcript has 5 exons. Gene Ontology annotation, cellular component: nucleus. Gene Ontology annotation, molecular function: DNA-binding transcription factor activity, RNA polymerase II-specific; RNA polymerase II transcription regulatory region sequence-specific DNA binding. Gene Ontology annotation, biological process: regulation of transcription by RNA polymerase II. The record is from RefSeq and is a predicted model, not a curated record. Lineage: Eukaryota; Metazoa; Nematoda; Chromadorea; Rhabditida; Onchocercidae.